CGCGGGGGGUGGGGGGCGGGUGGGGGAGCGAGCAGUGAAAAACAAAGAUGGCGGCCUCGCCGGGUUUGGUGUCUGCAUCUGGGUCUACGUCAGCGAUUGAGGCGGCGGCGACGGCGGCGGCAGUUUCGAGGAGACGCGCAGGCGGCCGGGCCUGCUGAGGCGGCGGCGGCGGCGGCGCAGCGGCGGCAGCGGCAGCGGCAGGAGCGCGCGGUGCCCCUAACCCCCUCCCCCUCGGGCGGCGGCGGCGGCGGCAGCAGCAGCGACGGGAGCGCGCCCGGCGGCCGCGGCGGGAUGUCCGGGACUGAGGAGGCUGGGGGCCCGGCGGCGGCAGCGGGGAUCGCAGGUUCCGGAGCCGGGCCCCCGGGCGCUUCCGCCAUGGGCCGUGUCGUGUCCGUACUGGGGGAGGCGGCUGGGCCCGGGCUCCCAGACGAGGCGGGCCUGCCCGCGGGCCGCCCGCUGCCACUACCCGAGGCCGGCGGCGACCCAGAUGCGCCGCCCAAGAAGCGGCUGCGGGCGGCCGAGGCGGAGGCGGCGGCGGCAGCGGCGGCCUCGGCAGCUACGGGUUCGGCGACCGCGGGGAGCGGGAAGCUGGAGGAGCGCCUCUACUCCGUGCUCUGCUGUACCGUCUGCCUGGAUCUGCCUAAGGCCUCAGUCUACCAGUGUACUAAUGGUCACUUGAUGUGCGCUGGCUGUUUUAUCCACCUACUAGCAGAUGCCCGGCUGAAGGAGGAACAGGCCACAUGCCCCAAUUGUCGUUGUGAGAUCAGUAAGAGCCUCUGCUGCCGAAACCUGGCUGUGGAAAAAGCAGUGAGUGAGCUGCCGUCAGAGUGCGGCUUCUGCAUGCGCCAGUUCCCCCGCUCCCUCCUGGAGAGGCAUCAGAAAGAGGAGUGCCAGGACAGGGUCACGCAAUGCAAAUACAAACGCAUCGGUUGCCCGUGGCAGGGCCCCUUCCACGAGCUGACUGUGCAUGAAGCAGAGUGCACACAUCCCACCAAGACUGGCAAUGAACUAAUGGAGAUUCUGGAUGAGAUGGACCAAACCCACAAGAAAGAGAUGCAGCUAUACAACAGCAUCUUCAGCCUGCUCAGCUUUGAGAAGAUCGGCUACACAGAAGUUCAGUUCCGCCCGUACCGUACCGAUGACUUCAUCACACGCCUCUACUACGAGACACCGAGGUUCACCGUGCUGAGCCAAACGUGGGUCCUGAAGGCGCGGGUGAACGACUCGGAGAGGAACCCCAACCUGUCCUGUAAGCGCACCCUCUCCUUUCAGCUCAUCCUGAAGAGCAAGAUCAGCUCCCCCAUGGAGUGCUCCUUCCUCCUGCUCAAGGGGCCCUAUGACGACGUGAAAAUCAACCCUGUGAUCUAUCACUUUGUCUUUACCAAUGAGAACAACGAGACCGACUACGUGCCACUCCCCAUCAUAGACUCUGUGGAGUGUAACAAACUGCUGGCCGCCAAGAACAUCAACCUACGGCUCUUUAUAUUCCAGAUACAGAAAUAGGCAGGGCUGGGGUAAUGCUGGCAAGCUCAAGGAGAAAGAAAGCACCACUGAACCGUACUUACCUCGUCUGGGCAGCCUGCACCAGUUGUGAUUUCACAGUAUAAUCGGAUCAUUUUAGAAAAAAGGAGGGAGGAAACAAAAACAAAACAAAAAACCAACCCAGACCAAUUGGAACAACGUCUGCAUGCGUAUGCAACAGUGUAAGCAGCCACAGCCUGCCUUCUCUCUUCCCCUCUCCUAGAUACCCUGGGCCAGGGCCUUCCCCAACCAAUGGCCUGCCCAGCUGCCCCCGCAGGCCAGGUCAGUGGGGAGCUAGACAGCAGUGGAGACCUCUGUGGUGCCGCCCUCGUCUGCCAGGGAACGUGGGAAACAGCAGUUGUCCCCUGUUACUCUGUUACGUUGUGGCAGAGCGGUGUUGGCUUGUUCAUGGUUAAGUGCACAAUUUCCAGAUGCAUGGGGGCUCAGGGGACCCUGGCUGACUUUAGACAGCAUAUUUGAUUGAAAUUAAAAAGGCAACAUUGUUUCCUAUUUUUUUCUUUUGUUUGGGUGGAGAAGUCUAGCUCUGGUUUAACAUUUGAGAAUACUAUUUUCUUUGAUUUUAUGCAGUCACAUGGGGAAUUGGAAAAGGAAGAAAGCUGUCCGAUUUCCUUCCCCUUUUUUAUCUACUUAUCCACAGGAAAGACCAAUGGGAAUGUUAUGGUAUCGUUGAGAAACCUAUCUAGGUUGAAGCCCAAGUUUCUGGGGAUGGGGGCAGGAUGAUGGGGAAUGAGGGAAUGAGGGAAGUCCUUAUGUAAGGAAUACACCAUCCCAUGCCAUCCACCUCUCAGGUAUCUGGGAAGUAGACAGAGAUGGAAGGGCUGCUUUAAGCUGUCUGAUGUGUGAAGCUGGGCCCUCUUCAUCUUCUCCCCUUUUCCUCCCCUCCCUCUCCCCCAAGGUGUCCUGAGGCCUUUGGGAGAAACCAGCUUAAGGGUAAAGGGAGCUAACUUCAGACUGAGGGUUGAUGGAAUAUGAUGUGACUUCUAGACCUAGAUCCCUGGGGCGAGUUUUUGUUCAUUCCUAGCACAGAAUUCUCAUGCUUUUAACUGGGUUCCCAGGGCAUUAUCUUCAGGUUAAUAUUUAUGGCACAUGGGAAUAAGCUGUUUGCUUCUCUCUUUCUCUCCCCUCCCAGCCCCACUCCAGCUCCUUCAGGGUCCCCAGAAACCUGCACUCAAAAUAAUGGAAUUCUCAUUCGUUUUUGUAUUAUGUUCAAUCAUGAAAAAAAAAGGAAUACCAUGGGCCACAACAAAUUUUCAUGUUCUUUACCCUGCCUCCCACUCCUAUCCCUACCCACUUGCCAAAUAUAGCCCAGGCUGCAAUUCUCACUGAGACAGGAUGAUGCCUUUGGGGCUCAACAGACAUUUUCGGAAUGCAGGGUGAAAUUCUGUCUCUUCCCAGAAAAAAAAAGAAAUUAACCUCUUUACUGGCUCUUCUAGCAAUUAUGCAAUUUUCCAGUGUGAGAAAGAAUAUAUUUUAUAUAUUAAGUCUCUGGCAUGUUUGUGGACAGGCCCAGCAUAGCCGUUCACCAAACUGUGAAGAGUUCUACAGGGAUAUUUGCUCAACACUGUUUAGCAAAGUGAAGCAUGUGACUUAGUUGUGGAGGGAAACUGUACUAUGGAAUUAUGGCUAGUAGAUGGUGUCUAAGGUCAGCUUAUCCCCAUCACAUUGGCCACAUUGGGACAUAGUUUUGUGCUGUGUCUGUGGAAUAACUGGAUCAAUCCAAUUGUACAUCAUGUAAAACCCACUAUGAGACUCGGAUAUUUGUGGCUUCUAGUAAGCUCCAAGGAAAGCCCUCUCUCCUUUGGGUUUUACCUAGAUUUCAGUUGUCUCUCCCCCAGUCUGGCAUGGUUACAUUUUCUCCUGUUGUGACCAGUGGCAAACUGGUGAAGCUUGUGUGUCAGUGACCCUCAGGAGGUAAAGGCAACAUAGUCUUUUAGAGUAAGCCCUAGGGUGAUUUGUAAGUGGUUUCCAAAAAUUGUCUUGUUGACCCAUGGGUGAGUUUUAGGUUUUGCUAGCGAUGGGUAUGAAGGUGUAGGUGUGUGCAUGUUUGCGUGCGUGCGUGUAUAUGAGAGAGAGAGAGAGAAUGAAUAUAUAUGGGGGCGGUGUAAGGAGAGAGGUACAAUGUUUAUCUGACAAAGCUCUGUGUGUGUGUGUGUGUGUGUGUGUGUGUGCAUGCACACGCGCGUGUGCAUGAGCUCACGUGUGGUCUUCGGUAAAGUGGCAUGGUCGAAAGGGCAAGUAUGGGGAUAGCCUCUCUGCUUUCUGCUCUCCCAAUCCCACUCCCUGCUCUCAGCACCCCCUGAAAGCUGUCUGGAGACUGCAUACCAACAACAGUUUCUCCUUCCCCCAGCCCCCUCCCCUCCUCUAGAAGAGUGUUACCCAUGAUAGCUUUUUUGUUGAUCACAUACCAAAGAACCACAUCUCCUUCAGUACUCCUUUUCUUUCCUCUCUUCUCAAAACCUGCUUGAGACUAGGCCCACUCUUUCAGCAUCAUGUACUUUGCAGAACUAAGCCAGAUUCCACCCCACUUAUCCAUUUGAUAAGGAGGAGUGGCCAAGGGGGUAGCGAAUUAACCAGAGCAUGGGUCCUUUGCAGAGAUGUGGCAACUGUCUUUGUAGAUUGGGGUCUUACGAUCAACUUCCUGUGCUAUGCUUGCUUUUGUUCUCAGUCCUUUCAAGGACUAGAUAGGAAGCUAGACACGUGGAACCUCUCAGGACCUCGCCAGCUUAUGGGGUGCUAUUUGAGAACUGCUGACCUCAAGAAUCAUUUAUUCUGUUCAGAGGCUCUGGAGGAAGAGCAGCAGGUCUUUCUUAGAUUUGAAGAUGAUGAAGUUAGGAGGCUGGAUGCCAAGAGCCUAGACCUCAGAGAAUGAUGGUCAGGCUAACCACACACCAGAAUCCUUGCUCCUGCUCCUUCAAAUAUAGAUCUACUUUCCUGACCCCUUCUUGGCAGUAGGAUCUUGGUGUGAAACACUCUGUAUACUGUCAGGCUCAGUUAUUUUUCUAGCUAAGAUAGGACCUUCGUUCCUGCAAUGUACCUAGGUCAUCUGUGAUGAAAUUGAUCAGUGUUUGCUGCCAACUGAGUCAGGGCUUUUCUAGGGCCCUGACUGGGUGGAGUUCCAUGUGGGAUCGAGGAAAUUCCUUCACCCUGAGCACCCAAGGAUCAUCUGAGCUGCCCCUUCCCCCUUCUCUCCCCACCUUUGCUUUUAGGAAAGAAAUCUAAUCUCUCACAUCUGCAUCCUCAGGUUCCCAUGGGACUUCUGGUAAUGAAUAUUAAGGUUUCAUUGAGUUCCAAGCAUCUCCAGGAGGAAGCAUAGGUGAAAGGAGCUUCCAUCAGGUGUGAAGGAAUGUGAUUGACAUCUAGGUGACAGGCUUUCUGCUGUGUAAAUACGACAACAUUCAGAGAAGGUGAAAUAGAUAGAGCUUAUCCUAUGAGGCUGAGGAAGGGCAGAGAGAAGACCAUUUUUCUGGGGCUGUGCUCCCUAUCUCCCCUCUCACCCUGAGGAAAUAUCAAAGGGAAUGAGGCCUGAGAUGUUGCAGGGGAAGAGAUUUGCAAGUGAAUUUUUAAAAACACUUCCUUGAACAAGGCCAGGGUGCAUGCACUGGGUACAUGAAAGCCCAGGCUUUUAGUUUUUAAAGUAAAAAAAUUCUGUUUAGGUAAGUUUCUGGUUUUGCCCAUAACACCCCUCACCCUCUUCCCCGACCCCAUAUACCUCCCUUUCUUCCUUCUGCAAAGAAGGAAUUCCCCAAACCUUUAGCAUUGUCCUACUAUACCAUCAGAUACUCAGGUAAAAUCCAGUGUUAACCCAGCUGCUAAUUCGAAUGGGCUAAUUUCAGGUGGCAUAAAGGUGGGUAUAUGGGUAUGUUUGGAUAUGCGAUGUUGUGUGUGUGUGUUUGUAUGUGCUGUUAAUGAUGGGGAGGCCAUUCUCACAAGCUAACAUCCCAAGAAGUGCUUUCUAUUAACAAUUGGCCACCUGCUUUACCAUAAAAGGGGGUGGGGAGGGAGGCAGAAUCUUUGGAGUUUCCAGGUGGGGAGCAGCCAUCCUUUGAUGAGGAACAGCCAUACGGUCCUUUCGCUAUUCUUGAGUGUUGUCUCUACCCUUCCCUCCACCCUGACCUCUUCAAGUAUGACUGGCUCAGCUCCUGUGUUGUAUAGGCGGACAUCGCUGGUUGAGUUAGUGAAUUCUUGUUGACUUUUCAGGCAUAACUCUUGUCAGACUUUGUGCCAAGUCAUCUUUUUGGUUAAAUCUUGUGAGGGGCAAAAGGAGAGUAGUGGGUGGGUAGAGAACUAAUCAUGGAUGGGACUAGGAAUUGGAGGGGUAGGGAAAUGUGUAGCCUCACUGCAGUCUGCACUGGCCUCUCUCAUGAUGGCACUCUUUCUCUAGUUUCUUGAAUGACCGUUAUAUGUAUUUCAAAACACCUGAUGGAAAAAAGAUCUGUCCUCUUUGUGUUUCAGCAGAUUUUCUUGAGAGCUGUUAUGCCUUCUGGGUUUUUUUGAGGAUUAAGAAGCUCUAUCUAGGAAAAAAUGGGAACACAUGACAGAUCUUCUUGUGAUAACUAGACAAGUCUUCAGUGCUGUUGUUGUUACUGUUAACUUAUGUGUGCAUGGGGAGUGGCAGGUGGGAGAAUGGUGAUGAAACCAACUGUGAUCCCAACAUUUUCAUUGUCAGCACUAAGAGCUGAUAAAAUUACAGUAUGAGUCAAGGGAGGAUGGUCAUAGUGGUUAAGUGGGUGGCUUCUGUGUAGGGAGAGUGAAGUUGAUAAUCCAGAGGAAAUCUAGCUAGUUCCCUUCUUCACCCGGUCCCUUCAUUGAACUAAGAAAGUUGUACUAGGACUCUGUUCCAAUGAGUCUUAUCACCUUGAACCUAGGUGAUAAAUGGUGCCCUCAUCCCUGACCUUCCACAUUGUAGGUAUUUCUUACUAUGUGCCUUGACAGUCCACCAGAAUUCUAGCAAGUGGGCAAGGGAGAUGGCCAGUUAGACUGGACAGGGUGGCAUCCCCAGUAGCAUGAUGAAGGCAUCACUAUCUCCUCCCAUCCUUAACAGGGUGGGCUGUCUUUGUGGUGUCUGAUAAUAUCCUCUCAUGGGAACAGCUCGAAGUCUGUGUCUUUGUGUGUAUCUGUGUGUGUCUACGUGUUUUAGCUUCCAGAAGGACCUGCUGUGUGUGAUAAAGAGAGGGGGACCAGUGUUCCCUGUUCUUUGCCACUCCCCCUCCCCAUCCUUACCCUAGUUCAUGAGCAGCACAACUUUCCUUUCCACAGAGAACCCUGAGUAUGUUGCCUAGAACCUCCUGUUGAGGGUGAGGGCAGAAUCCUAGAUUUGGUUGAGCUGGAGGAGCAGAGGGGAUCUGGACUGAGGUUGGGAGUGAGCCCAGGGUGAGAAAGUCUGGAAGAUGUUACCUCAGUAGGAAAGAAGGCGAUUUCCAGGAGACUUGUCUGGUUGGUUUUGUUUUUUAAAUGCUUUGCCAAACUGGCACUGAUGACAGGAAGUACUUUUCUAGUCUCUAGACAGCCAAGGCCCCUUCUAUUGGAAGGUAUGUGUGUGAGUGUGUGUGCACACCUGUCCGUCAGUAAUGGUCCAAAAGAGAAUUGUAAAUAAAUCAUGAUGUUUUUACAUAGCCUUUCUCCCAUAGUCACCAAACAGUCCCUGCUCCCUCCCUUUUCCUCUUGCACUCCCCAGUAUUCUCCUCUGGUUUCCCUAGGCCCCCAUGGCCCUUAUAAUGUUCAUACACAGCAGCUGAGCCUUACCGCCUGGUUCUGAACUGGGCAUCUUGAAAGAUUGUAGCAAGUGUCUCGUGCCCCAUUGGGAGACGGGCAGAUCACAAACCUCCUUGCAGUAUUCACUGUGGGUAAUUUAUUUAACUAGUGAAUGUAGAUUAAAGUAAUUAAAACGAAGAGAAACUAAUGCUUUGUCUGCGGGAUCAUGUGUCCUCCUUGUAUCCUUAACCUGAUUUUUAAUUUGUCGUCUUGUUCUUUUGAGGCUCUCUUCUGAGGGCCUAGUAGAGAGCCAUUGGUAUGGGGGAGGGGAUCAGGGAUAGUUUUGGCAAAGUGGAUACAGGGAGAAGAGCUGACCGAGGAAACUCUGGAAAUCUUAAGUCCAGAUGGAAGGGUGGGGGGUAUCUUUAGGAGACAUGUACUGAGUACUGGACACAGUGACUCCAGAGGUGGGGGAGGAGGCUUGGGGCUGGGGUUUUAUUAGGGGCUCAGCCAUCCAUCUCUUCCCCUUCCCUUCCCUUCCCUUCCUCUCCCUCCUUUCUUCCCCCCUUCUCCCAUCUUCCCCUUCCACAAGCACUACAUCCUUUGAUUCACUUAAAAUGAGAAAUUUACAAAAAUAAUAAUUUUUAAACAAAGCAAGAGAAAAGUGUUUUUAACGCUGUUGGGAAUGAUUCAUUAUGUUACUUUUGUGGUCUGCGUUCUGUUUGGAUAUUUUCUGUAUGUAACUGUAGUUUAAAAAAAAUUGCCAAACUA
This is a messenger RNA of Dromiciops gliroides (monito del monte), 8004 nucleotides long. Its product is annotated as cysteine and histidine-rich protein 1-like. The record is from RefSeq and is a predicted model, not a curated record. Lineage: Eukaryota; Metazoa; Chordata; Mammalia; Microbiotheria; Microbiotheriidae. Gene Ontology annotation, cellular component: nucleus. Gene Ontology annotation, molecular function: zinc ion binding.